Aspergillus costaricaensis CBS 115574 is the source of this 1234-nucleotide messenger RNA. RefSeq names its product SGF11 family protein. The record is from RefSeq and is a predicted model, not a curated record. The coding region runs from base 145 to 1131 and encodes 328 amino acids. The transcript has 3 exons. NCBI's taxonomy places the organism in Eukaryota, Fungi, Ascomycota, Eurotiomycetes, Eurotiales, Aspergillaceae.
AACCUACAUGGCGCCAUCGGUUUGAUACUGGGGAUAAUCGUUCAGAGUUGUGUGGAAGCAGCUGUUUGUCAACUGCAAGUUCCGCUUUAAUUGGCGCGUGAUUACUUUGCAUAUACCAGCAGAGUCCUGCAGAACAUUGCCAAAAUGGGCGAGUCGAAUGGGGCUGAAGAGAAUGGAAGUUCCUUUCCUUCAGGAACGCUUGCAAAAUUGACAUGCGAUAUCCUCAACGAUACCUUUUAUAAUAUAAUUCAUGAUAUAGUUGCGAAGGUGCAUCGCGACGAAAAGGUCUCCCGUAUGCGCUCAGCGGUGGUCACUGCAAGGCAAAAAGCCGAUGAAGAGGCAUCCAAACGUCGUGAAGAGAGUGGGAAGCCAGCUGGUGCAUUCAAGCCCGGUGAUCUCGACCUUGAGGAACUUAAGGAUAUACAUGUGGAGACAGAUGCGGCUGUCUUUGAUGAAGGCAAGGUUUACCUCAAGGGAAACCCUCUGCAAACCACGAAAGAGAUUAUCUGUCCGGAGUGCCGAUUGCCUCGUCUAUUAUACCCAGUAACGGGUGUCGGGGCUCGGGCUCCCCCAGAUCCAUAUCGGGAGUAUUGUCAGAAGCAGCCUAUGAUCAACAAGCCGGGGCAUGAUGUUCAUGGAAACCCGUUUGCUACGGACAAGCUGAAUCCGAAGAAGAAGAAACAGACAAAUACGUCCAAUACUCCAGCUUCAAGCCCUCCCACAACGCCUGACAGUUCCUUCAAACAAGCAGCCCCAGAAAAGGUGUCCUUCCCGACUGUGAAAUGCCCGAACUGCCCGAGAUACUUUGUUGUCACUCGAGUUGCACAGCACCUGGAUCGGUGCUUGGGUUUAUCAGGGCGACAGACCAACCGCAACAAGACCCCAAUGGAAAAUGGUGCCAGUACACCCAGUUCUGCUCCACCUAAGCGUCCACUAGUGGAUGAUGAUGUUCCAGCAACUCUUCCGACGAAGAAGAAGAAGUUAGGAGCCCCCAAAAAACUGUCAGGGAAGAAGCCACCUCCGCCUAGCAAGUUGAAAAACGGGCUUACGCCAGACAUGGCCGCAGCAAGUGAUGCCGCCGGCUCUGGUGACGGGGACAUCAAGAGUGAAGCGAACGGGGAUAACUCUUAAGCCUUCGGUGUUUCUUUCUUUCUUUCUUUUCUCUUCUUUUCUUUCCACACCUUAUACCUUUCUACACAUCCCUUUCAACAUUAUUUUUACCUUGCUUCUUGCA